AGCGAAACAUACUUCUUCACCCAGGAAGUCUUUCUAACCGGGUUUAGAUCGUUCCGACCCUAGCUAAAAUACGAGUUUUAAGAGAAAGUUUAAACUUUUAAAAUAUUUUUUAACGAGGCGAAGGAGACGCCUUUAGUUUUGUCAAAGAAGAGAGAGAAAACAGGAAAAGACGAGUAUCUUCUCCCAGAACGCCGCCAUGGAGUCAGAAAAGCGUAUAACAUUCUCGCUGAUGAUGGCCGUUGGAACAGCUGUGAUUGGCUCCCUCCAGUUCGGCUACAACAGCGGUGUCAUCAAUGCCCCUCAGAAGAUCAUUGAGAACUUUAUCAAUGUGACCUGGUUUGAACGCUACCAAGAGCCCAUUACCGAGAGCACCCUCACAGCUCUCUGGUCCAUCGCUGUCGCCAUCUUCUCCAUCGGUGGGAUCCUUGGUUCCUUCUCUGUUGGACUCUUUGUCAACCGCUUUGGAAGGAGGAACUCUAUGCUCAUGGCUAACGUUCUGGCAUUCCUGGCAGCUGCUAUGAUGGGCUUUUCAAAGUUGGCAAGCUCCUGGGAGAUGCUGAUAAUCGGCCGUUUUGUGGUGGGCCUUUACUCUGGCCUCUCAACAGGCUUUGUGCCCAUGUAUGUGGGCGAGGUUUCCCCCACGGCCCUUCGGGGAGCCCUGGGAACCCUCCACCAACUGGGUGUCGUCAUUGGAAUCCUUGUUGCACAGGUGUUCGGCUUGGAGUCCAUCAUGGGUAGUGCAGACUUGUGGCCACUCCUCUUGGGUUUCACUUUCAUCCCUGCUGUCAUACAGUCUGUCCUGCUGCCUCUUUGCCCCAAGAGCCCUCGCUUCUUGCUCAUUAACAAGAACGAAGAGAACAAGGCCAAAGCAGUACUGAAGAAGCUGCGCGGGACCACAGAUGUGAGCGGCGACAUGCAGGAGAUGAAGGAGGAGAGCCGGCAGAUGAUGCGGGAGAGGAAAGUAACCAUCCUGGAGCUCUUCCGCUCCCAUCUGUACCGCCAGCCGCUCAUCAUUGCCAUCGUCCUGCAGCUGUCCCAGCAGCUAUCAGGCAUCAACAUCGUGUUCUACUACUCCACUCUUAUCUUUGAGGAAGCUGGAGUCAAGCAGCCCAUCUACGCCACAAUUGGAGCUGGAGUGGUUAAUACGGUGUUCACUGUGGUGUCGCUGUUUGUUGUGGAACGUGCCGGGCGCAGGACUCUACACCUGGUGGGGCUGAUGGGAAUGGCCGUAUCCGCCGUCGUGGUGACCAUCGCUCUGGCCCUGCUGGAGCACCUCGACUGGAUGUCGUAUAUCAGCAUCGUGGCCAUUUUAACCUUUGUGGCUUUCUUUGAGAUUGGACCAGGACCCAUCCCCUGGUUCAUCGUGGCGGAGUUGUUCUCACAGGGACCCAGACCUUCGGCCAUCGCCGUGGCUGGUUUCUCGAACUGGACUUCAAACUUCAUAGUGGGAAUGUGCUUCCAGUAUCUCCAGAAAUUGUGUGGCCCCUACGUGUUUAUCAUCUUCAGCGUGCUGCUGCUGAUCUUCUUCGUCUUCACCUACUUCAAAGUGCCAGAGACCAAAGGCCGGACGUUUGACGACAUCGCAUCCGGCUUCCGGCAAAAAGCCGUCAUGGGGACUGAGAGACACUCACCGGAUGAGCUGAACAGCCUGGGAACCGACUCGCAGCUCUGA
Molecule: messenger RNA, 1672 nt
Organism: Thalassophryne amazonica
Lineage: Eukaryota; Metazoa; Chordata; Actinopteri; Batrachoidiformes; Batrachoididae
Gene: slc2a1b
Product: solute carrier family 2 member 1b
Exons: 10
Coding region: 197-1672 (491 amino acids)
Biological process (GO): response to insulin; monosaccharide transmembrane transport
Cellular component (GO): apical plasma membrane; basolateral plasma membrane
Molecular function (GO): hexose transmembrane transporter activity
Source: RefSeq, a predicted model, not a curated record